Corylus avellana is the source of this 1063-nucleotide messenger RNA. The record is from RefSeq and is a predicted model, not a curated record. Lineage: Eukaryota; Viridiplantae; Streptophyta; Magnoliopsida; Fagales; Betulaceae.
AUGUGUUGUUGUGCAUUAUCACCGGCGCCACUGGUGCCAUCCAAUUAUAAUGGAUGGUACUUAUUAGAGAAUAAUCCCAUAACCAAUUACCAGAGCUAUGUGCAUGGAGACCCCGAGAUAUCGAAGAUAUCGGAGUCACUCAUCAAUUUCUCUACUAAUUAUCAUCCGACACAACUCCAGCUCGACCCGGCAAGACCACCGACAGCCAUUACUGGUGAUUCCAAAAUUGUGUCGAAGAAGAUUUUCCAUAACGCCAGCGAGCGUGAUCGUCGUAAGAAGAUGAAUGGUUUGUACUCCACUCUCCGUUCCCUGCUUCCAGGGGCAGACGAAAUGAAGAAACCAAGCAUUCCGACAACAGUUUCACGGGUGGUGAAGUACAUACCAGAGCUACAGGAGCAAGUGAUGGGGCUGAUUCAAAAGAAGGAGGACCUUUUGUCGAGGAUUUGUGGGGAAGGAGAUCUUGAAACUCGUCAAGAGAAGAAACCAAAAAGCAAAGCUUGGAGUUCAUUGUCGACAGUUACAGCAACUCAACUUGAUGGUGGAGGAGAAGUAGUGAUUCAAAUAUCGACAUAUGCGGUGCACAAGAAUGCAUUAUUGUCUGAGAUCCUUGUCUGUUUAGAGGAUGAUGGGCUUGUGCUGCUAAACGCCUCAUCCUUUGAGUCCAUUGAAGGGAGGGUCUUUUUUAAUUUACAUCUUCAGGUGGAAAGAAGGGAAAGAUUGGAGUGCGAGAGUCUAAGUGAGAAACUCAUAUCCCUGUUUGACAAGAGGGAAGCUCCGCAGCCUUCCAUGAUUCCAGAUAAUUUUAACCGUUGAAGUCAUAUAACAUCUACAUAACAUCUUAUGUGAUUCGAUAUCGUGGGGCCUUUAGUUGCCAGUGAUCAAACAGGUUGAGAUAGGCUUUGCAUGAGUUUUUAAGCAUGAUUAUGCUACAUGAGACACUUAAGAUCGUAACACACCACUAUAAUCCGUAGCAAACGUUUAUGGUGGCGCACUCAAUCGACAUUGAUCCGAUGGUAACAAUUUCUUUUUUGGUCAUUUCACUGAUCUAUUUAUAAUUUAAUGA